Molecule: messenger RNA, 1491 nt
Organism: Metarhizium robertsii ARSEF 23
Lineage: Eukaryota; Fungi; Ascomycota; Sordariomycetes; Hypocreales; Clavicipitaceae
Exons: 3
Coding region: 1-1491 (496 amino acids)
Source: RefSeq, a predicted model, not a curated record
AUGCAGACUCCGGAGAAGCGCCGCGGCGGCGGCGGCCACGCACUGCGCACCGGCUCCAGACACAACCACUCAACACCAUCCACGUCAGGCACCGCCGCAUCCAGCAACCCAAACUCCACCGGCAGCGGCGGCGGCAGCAACAGCAUGCCGGCCAUGCCUCCCCGCGCAGCAAUGGUCAACAACAACGCAGCCGUGUCCGAAGACGCCCACGAAACCGCAUCUAGCAACGCCUCCAGCGGCGGCGCAUCCGUCACCGACAAGGACAAAGAUGGCUCAUCGGCCCCCGCGAGGUCAGCAUCUAUCAGAUACACCGCCUCGUCCUCCAAGGAGAGGCAAAAGGAGCGCGACGCGGUGCUGGUGCGGGAAAAGGACGAGCGAAUAGCCUAUCUGGAAAGGGAAAUGGGCAUUAUGGAGCGCGAGUUCCAGCGCGAACUGGACAAAUUGAGUCAAAACGAGAGUGAAACGGCUACCUUUUGGCAGGCGAAGCAUAGUGCCUUGAAUCAGCAAUACUUGCGGACAGAUACGGAGCUGCGGCUGCUGCGGGCCGAGGUUGAUGUGCGAGAGGCAGAGAGGGAGGAGUUGCGGCAGGGAUGGGAGCUGUUGAGGAGGGAGCUGAAGGAACGGGAUGACGAGAUGAGAGGGCUGAGGAGCCAGAUUCGAGGGUUGAAGGAGUUUGUGAGCACGAGUACAAGGACGGAUGGACAGACGAGCGAUGAGGUUUUUGGGGAUGGUAUGGCACGGUUGGGGAAUGGGCUGCAGAACUGGGUUAUUACUAAUUUCCGAAGGACGAGGCUGGUCGACUUUGCAAAAGUGGACGAGGCAACGCUCGCUGAGCUCAGCGAACUCGUUCCCAUGUAUGAGGCACUCGCUCAAACUGUCAAGGUACACUUACUACAGUCGGUGGUGUCCAAAAUCUUGGUAGAAAUGGUCUUUGAUACCUACUUCGUGGGCUUGUCGGAUGACCAGACGCGGUGCUUUCGCCAGAUGGAGGAGCUCUUGUCCUCUUUUUCAGCUACUGACGAGUCGGUGAAUCAAUGGCGAGCAUCCACGCUCGCCCUUAUUCGCCGCGACGCCCCUCAACUCCUGCAAUCUUCUACAACGGAAUAUGUCGAGAAGGUGAUUUCUCGGAUCAAUCGUAUAUUAGAUUCUAUUACCGACAGCAGCACGUCAUCUGCGCCAUCACGCUCGGAAGCACGAGACUCAGCGCUUCGCGUACUGGUGAAUAACUCUGUCGAACUGGCGAGGCUACUGGUGGCUCAGAAGGCCGUGUUGAGGGUGUACAUGCCAGAGGUGCUCCCCCAUCAACAGGUCAUGUUUGAGCCGGAAACAAUGGAGGAUCUGGGAGACGAGGACGAGGAAGCUCUUGCCAGAAGGGAGAUUUGGUGUGUUGUGUUUCCGGGGGUGAUUAAGCACGGGGACGAGAACGGGGGCCAGAUGCAGUUUCGAAAUGUUAUUGCCAAGGCGAGGGUCCUGUGUAGUCCCGAUAAUUGA